Messenger RNA from Laccaria bicolor S238N-H82, 1291 nucleotides. Its product is annotated as galectin. The record is from RefSeq and is a predicted model, not a curated record. Lineage: Eukaryota; Fungi; Basidiomycota; Agaricomycetes; Agaricales; Hydnangiaceae. The coding region runs from base 758 to 1291 and encodes 177 amino acids. The transcript has 4 exons. Gene Ontology annotation, molecular function: carbohydrate binding.
AGAAAAGCCCUCAAUAUGUUUACUACCGUUUGUACACCAAAGACAGGCCCAUAAAAUCUCAACAUCCGGCCUACUCCAGCGAUCAUGAGCCAUUCAUCGGUCGCACUCUUGCAAAGCUUGUGGCACCUCCACAUACAACUGCGUCCCUUAAGAGGCACCUGUGCUACAUCGAAGGAUUCUCGUCUUCACUUGCAGACACAGCAAAGUUGUUCGUGCCCCUCUCCUGUUUAACUGCUAAAGACGACUCUGCACGGCUUUCGCUUGUGGCAUCCUCAGGACCAGGGUCAUCUCCACAGGAGCCAAUGGCGUUAGUUCUCGAGGGUCAGGAGCGAGCUGGUACUGUCCAGCAAUCGCAGGUGGCAGAGCGGGCCCGGGACCUUUCUGACUUCAGAAUAACUCGCUAUAUCUACUAUCGCCCUUAUUCACUAGAGGGUGCGAUCAAGUCGAAAACAUGUUUUGAUGAGAGCGAUAUCUACUUGGGACGCAUUGACACGUUUUCUGUUCCUCCUCCACACACCAUUGCCUCUUUGACGGCAUGUAUCGCAAGGAUAGAAGGCCUUGUCGUUCCAGAUACUGAAGAAAUUCAAAUCUUCAAGGAUGUCGCUAGCGAGGUCCCCAUGAGCACGGAUGCUACUCUAUCUCUGACUGAAGAUGCCUAUCUGGGUAACGAUCAAGAUGAUCCCGUGGCAGUAGUUCGUACAUCCCAUCGCCUACUAAAACCUGAUAUCACACUGGUUCCUGGACAUUGCGAUCCUUCAUGGUUUUCGAUAAUGCCGACAGACACUCUCAGAACAAUGGCAAGAACUUUUACCUCCUACCGAUCUACGAAACUAUAAGAUUGGAAGCGCCAUUAAAGGCAGGCGGGGUUCUCAUAUUUCAAUCUUCCGGCUUGAACAUGGAUUCUUGCCGCUCUCGUAAAGGAGGUGUCCGAGUUUGGAUAAAUAUUCUCGAUGCAUCGAACAACUAUGUCCAUUUCAGCAUUCGUCCGAACGAGAAUUCUAUUCUUUUCAACCAUUUUAGUAACAAUCAAUGGGGCCGGGAGGAGAGAAUGCCGAUGAAAGGACUUUUCUUCAAAGAGCCAAAUCCGACCAUCGUUAUUUACGACAACGGAGACCGGUAUCAGGUGAUGGUCGACUAUGUUACCGUCGCUUAUUUUGAAAAGCGGAUCAAGGAGGCUGGCGUCGCCGUGAGUUACGAUAUGGACAUAGAUCAGGUGUCCCCCUUCUCAAAUACCCUUGCAAUGACGGCCUACACUUCAUUUGCUGACGUUAUUACAAGGGUUACAUCGUAA